Spirometra erinaceieuropaei is the source of this 593-nucleotide messenger RNA. Lineage: Eukaryota; Metazoa; Platyhelminthes; Cestoda; Diphyllobothriidea; Diphyllobothriidae. The record is from the annotation of a GenBank genome assembly.
AUGGUGGCCACCGCUCCCCUCAGUGAAACCCGCUUCCCCGAACAAGGCCAACUGGAGGAAGUGGGUGCUGGCUGCACCUUCUUCUGGAGCGGCUGCCCAAAGGUUGAUCUACGAGACACCGACGCCGCCCUCGAAGUCCAGAAUGACAUUGUGAGACGACUGUCCUGUCUGCCACUGACCAUCGACCGACUGAUGACCCUGCGCCUGUCUGUUCGGAAAUCCAAAUUCGCCAUCAUCGUCAGUGUCUACGUCUCCCCUUACCCGCAGCGACCAGCUCUAACGAGGCAAAGACCAAGUUCUACGAAGAUCUGCAGGCUCUCCUGGCAAGUGUGCGGACGGCAGGAAAGCUGGUUGUCCUUGGUGACUUCAGUGCCCGCAUCGAGACACUGUGCCGCCUAGAGGUAAGUGCUGCGUGCCCACGAAAUCACCGGCUACACCGACAAAGGUCUGCUCCUGCGAACCUUCGCAGAAUACCGCAUCCUUCUGACCAACACCUUCCGCCUGCCGACGCGGAAGGCGACCCGGGGUGCACCCCUAAACGCGAUGCUGGCAGCUGUUGGGAGCACCGACUGCGGGAGGUGCAGGACGUCUAA